Saccostrea cuccullata (small rock oyster) is the source of this 997-nucleotide messenger RNA. Its product is annotated as neuropeptide SIFamide receptor-like. Gene Ontology annotation, molecular function: peptide binding; G protein-coupled receptor activity. The annotation marks the transcript as partial. Gene Ontology annotation, cellular component: plasma membrane. Gene Ontology annotation, biological process: cellular response to hormone stimulus; G protein-coupled receptor signaling pathway. Lineage: Eukaryota; Metazoa; Mollusca; Bivalvia; Ostreida; Ostreidae. The record is from RefSeq and is a predicted model, not a curated record. The transcript is spliced from 2 exons.
GUUGGCCAUUUGGUCCUGUUUUGUGCAAAGUGACGCCAUACCUCCAAGGUGUCUCUGUAUGCGCGUCCGUAAAUACCCUGGCAGUCAUCGCAGUAGACAGAUAUUUUGCAAUCUGUUCACCGUUGAAAUACAAACUUGAUUCUACAAAACUACGGAGAAUUAUUAUUUGUAUCUGGAUGACUUCUUGCACAAUUAUCAUUCCAUGGGCCGUAUUUUACAUUGAAGAGGAAUAUAAAUACACAGAAGGAAUCAUGCUCAAUAUAUGCUAUGAAAAAUGGCCAAGCGAGAUGGCAAGAAAUGGUUACUUUUUAGGCGUGAUUUUCUUGUGUUGUUAUACCAUUCCUUUGAUACUAAUAUGCAUAUGCUACCUAGGAAUUUGCGUUAGGGUUUGGAAUAGGGAACAACUAGGUGCCAACAGAACAGGGAACAACGUUAUUCAAAGAUCAAAAGUUAAAGUUGUCAAAAUGCUGGCGGUAGUGGUUUUCUCGUUUGCUUUCUCCUGGUUACCUUUAUACAUAGUAAAUAUGAUCAUUUCAUUCCAUGACACAAAUAACAACUUUCUGCACGAUACUAUCAUUCCGUUUGCCCAGUGGUUGGGGUCAUCUAAUUCCGGCAUGAAUCCAAUUAUUUACUGCUUUUUCAGCAGAAAAUUUAGAAACGGCUUCCGAAAACUGUUGUGUCCUGCAAGACCUAGUUCAAAUACAUAUAAUUUCCGGCGAACUAAUACCCCUAAAGGAGGCAUACUAUCGGAAUCUUCUGGUAACAAACGUUCAUAUACAUUUGUAUAAAGACAUUUUUCCUCUAACCAGCACUUUUGUGAAGAAAACAAUUACGAUAUUGGUAACAUUGGAAAUUACAAAAACAUUUCCCUAUUCUUGCACUCCUCCAGAUAUUGAACCAUUAUGCAGUAAUUGAUUAUUUCUAUCCAAAGUGCGAGUUAAUCUUGAUAAAGGUGUCAAACACAGAAUAAAAAUAAUGCACUGGAUACACGCGUGAG